AUGGCUCGCCCCAAUACUGCUUUGGCAAAUUUUGACUCAGACGGCGGCCGCAUUAUAAUGCCUGCCAAUACCAACCUCAAACCUGUCAAAGCGCCGUCGCGGAAACACACGCAGCUCAAUAUCUCCCCGCCUCGAGCCCAACCGUCUACCAGCGAAAUCACACAACGCUUGCGAGAACAACGUGCUACGACUCGUCCUGGAGCAGCCACAUCCACACAAGCUCGUGCUGGGCAUGGCACGACCGCGGCAGAAAGAUCGGCUGAAAGUCUAAAAUGGUUGGGCAUGGUUGAUCAAGACACUUCCGGUUCGAUGUCGGGUGGCACCCAAAAUCGUGAAAUCAGUGGGCAGAUUCCAGAACCCGUUCCUGCUAGUCAACAACUCAGUGCCGGUGGGAUCCCAGCCAGCUUCGACGGGAUGAGCGGCAUAGGAGGGCAGGCCAGUAUGAGUGGUGGCUCUCAGUUUGAAGACUCGCAACUCGAUGAAUCACAGUUUGAAGAAUCCCUUCCUCCCCCCAAGCUGUCCGCUUGGUCCCAACUCGACCGUGUCGAUUUCGAGGCUUCGUACGAUCCAGCUCCUCAAGCACACGAAGAUAUCAUCUAUAACCGCUCGGGUAACCCCGUCAGUCGAAAGGACGGCAGCUCUCUCCUCCUACCUCCCGUCGAGCCACCAACCCGCUCCAAGUCACCUCAGGCAAAACUCGUGGCCACAGGUGGUCCAUCUCCUCGAAAAGCUCCCAAGCAGAGUACAAUUUUCUCUGCAACCAAGCCAACAACUUCUGCUGCAGCUCGUCAGCCUGGCGACUACGAUCCUGCCGACGACAGAAUCCGAUUUGACGCCCCCAUUCCCCUCACCCCUGGAGCGCAUCAAUCCGGGACAACUGGACCGCGACUCAUCUUACCUAAAGGUGUUCGUCCUCGCGCACCAUCACCAAUCUACAUCUCGGACGAAGAAUCACCCGAGGGCGAUGCGUCCGCUUUAUCUGCGGCACCCCUUCCUGUCGAUAGCGGUUUGCAACCAGACUCCCAACUCGUUUCUGUAGCAGCCGACAUGUUCGCCUCUCUUCGGAAUCGCCUUUCCCCCGUCCCCAGCGCUGCAGCAUAUAGCCAAUCAAUGCCACCACCCCCACCACCGCUUCUCCUACAAUCAACUGGACCUGUUUUGGGAGCGACAAGCGAGAAUCCCCUCAUCCUUUCGUCUCCUUCGCAACCCUCUGACGCUGGCUCUCAGGCAGAUGAGGAAGAUGCCUCGCUGACGAGUCCAGAGGAGAGGAAGGAGGUCAAGGAUUAUCACCAUGCUGGGUAUUAUGUCACGCCUGGGACGGGUCUUACGCCGCCGAGGGAGGAUACACCACUCGUACCUGCUGCUCCAGAUACCGAACCACCGGUGCGCGAUCUCCGAAUUCCCGAUGCCAAAAUCAAAUCCAAAAGCAAACUACGUCGCUCAGUUUCGGCCCGUGCCUCCGGAAUGCUAUCUCCACGCGGCUUCAGCCUUUUGGACGAUGAUGACGCACCACGACCGACACACCGUUGGGAAUCAUUAAGUCCCCUCGACGAACAAGAAUCGAUAUCAGUCCGAAAUCAUUUGCUCGAUGAGAGAUCAUCUUCGAGACCUCGCGAAUUGCAGGUGCAAGAUACACCUCGGCACCGCAUCUCACAGAGAGGAAUGGCUCUCGCGUCACAAGCGAGCCUGCCGUCGGAGGAUGAGCUUCUCGGUGAACGGGAUCGUACCACUCUGGAAGAUAGCAUGAGGAAGCGAUUCCCGCCUAAUCAGCAGGCGCUCAACAGAGACCUCUCGAACGUUUCGUCGGUGAUGGCAGAUGACGGAUUAAGACGCGUGGACACAAUGAUCUCACUCGACCCGCGACAAUCCAACAACGAUGCUCUUCCGACGAGUGCAUUGCAAACUGGUGAUAGUCUGGGAUAUAGCAAUAGCGUCCUUCGCUCUCAGGCCUACAACGCACGAAUUGCAAUCGAGAAUGCAGAGCAAGAAGCUCGCAGGGUCGAAGAAGCGAGAGAACAGGUCCCAGAAGUCUCACCUACGAAGAGUCGGGUGCAAGCAUCUUUGAGAAAAGCUGGCCCGUCGCAAGAGAGCGUCAAACGCCGAGUACCGAUGGGAUCUCCUUCCAAAUACAAAGAAACACUUGGUCAAGGCCGGCAGUCACCUCGCCAGUCUACCCACGUUUGGACCGAAGGACCAUUGACCCCUACCCUAGGCCGAGCUGCGGCCCAAAAAAAGGCAGCCGGGCAAAGUGGAUCAGCACACGACACUUCUUCGUCUAGCUCCAAUACGUUUGGGAAGAAGGUUUUCGUCGGUGGAACGCCUUCUCAAUCCCUCUCGGACCCCUCUCAACAGUCGGACCUCUCCCAGCGUGCAAAUGAGUCAUCAAUUGUGGUUGCUCCAGCCGAAGAAGACCCCCAUGGAAAUCUCAUCCCUGUAUCACUUCGAGCUGUUCAAGCGGAUAUUACGCAACGUUCAGAGGUCGACGUGGACCAGGUGAUUCCAGAGACGCAAUUUAGUCAAGAUGUGGUCGCCACGACUUCACAUCCGCGGUCUCCCGUCAUUCUCUACUCACGAAAGGACAAGGACGAGCAACCGGUGCCAACACAAGAGUCACAGUCUCAGCCCACCGUCAAAGGACAGGAACCUCGCGUGCUUGUGCCAGCUAGCGCACCUGGGGCCAGCGCUCCAGCGGUAGACGAUCGUGGUACCCACAGCGACUUGUCGAGAAAUACCUCCAUCGUCGUUCCCGGAUCGCAAACCGAUGAGAGCCAGCCCGGAGUUGUGAAAGAAGGAAAGGAGAAGGCCGCUCGGGAAGGAGAGGUCGGACGAGGAGAAAACAAGUCUGCUGAUGGUCAAGACCCGGAAGCUCCAAAUGUCCAGUCUACGUCUAACGAAAAACAAAGCGGUAGUAAAGAGACCGGCUCUUAUGAGUUUUCGGAUCCAAAAGCUACUGCUCAACCGGGGCCACCACCUAAACCAGCACCGUCUUCGCCUAAGAAGCGGACACGAGACGAUGAUCAGCAGGGCGCCGGCGAUAAACGAGGGGCCAAGCGUGCAAAGGUUGAUCGCGCUCGUAGCAAAACUCCUGCAGUACAAAAGGGACCGACGAGUGGCAAAUCAAAACCCCUGCAGACACUCCCUCCGCCUCCUCCACGUCCGGAUACUGCAGAGAAGCCCCGCCAGAAGAGUGUUGCGCCCACUAAAGAGCCGGUAACUCCAAUUCAACGUGCUCGUCCAACCGACGACUACAUCUCUCCUUCUGGUAUUCUUGACUUUUCGUCGUCGCUUACCCCUCUUCCCGACACGAGCGCAGGUCGGGAGCCACAAAGUCUAGAGAUUUCGCCGGCGAAACCAAAGGAAAAGUCACCAAAGAAAGGAACGUGGAAGACGUAUCGUCAUGGCCGAACGCUCGUGACGGAAUUCGUUGCGUCGGCAAGCGAGAACCAGGAUGGAGCCUCUGGUGCCGAUCCUGACAAUCCGGCCACGCAAGAUCCAUUCAAAUCACUCGCGAAGACCACAAAAGAGGUUGUGGAAAAGCCUCUGGCCAAGGAGUUUGAUCGUACUCCAUCCCCCGAACCCGUGAAGCGUUCCGAACCAAUGGCGACUCGACGAGUAACCCGUAGUCAAUCGCAAGCCAAAGCUGAGAGUCAACCAACCAGGCCACUCCCAAAGGGCCGCAAACGACUUCUACAAUACCCCCUACCAGCCAAACGUGCGCGCAAGGGUGCUGGGCCCAUUCUUCCGACAAUUGCGGCAUCUCCUGAAGCCUCUCCCAAACGCACGACCGUUCAGCACCUUCAACCUACGGGUCGCCUCGAUGUGGCUUGCCAGUCCGGUGGUCGUGUUUUCGCACCUCUGAAGAAGAUGUAUAUGACAGCCACUGUUGUCGAGUAUCAGCAAAAGGCGGAACGUGUGAAGUUCAAAGGCAAAGGGAAAGCUAAGGCGACGUCAUUUAUCAACUGCAAAGUCAAGUUUGACGAUGGGACAUGGGAGGAGAUACCCUUGACGGAACUUCGUCGAUGCGAGCUACGAGAGGGAGACGAGUUGCGCAUCCCCGGCAAAAGGGGUGCCAAGCUGGCGCGUACAGGUCAUGUUUCUGCUGUUCCUUCCUGGAUCCAGCGAAAUACCGUCAGCGUGCGCACGACCUCCAAGCCUAAAGAGGAAGUGACAGUAGUUCAGGGAAAGGAUAUCGGAGUGCCCCUCGAGGUCAUUGAGCGAGACUGGGACGACCGACGGGUGCCAACUGUCGAGGAUAUUGGCCUUGGAGAAGAGUUGAUACGAGCACAGGAGGAAGAACGAGCAGCAGAAGAAGCAAAGGGAAAGGGAAAGAAACCUAAAUCAAUGACACUCGGACCGCCAAAAUGGAAGGACUCACCUCCACCACCAGCAUUUCGUGAGCGUUCAAUAUCGCCACCUCUUGUGCGAAAGCGCACGACACCGGCAACGGGACGCUCAAAGAAAGCCACAGCAUCAUCUUCGGCUCGUCGUGUGUCGAUCGCACCCUCGGCUUCAGCACCCCAGCACGAUGCGCGACUUGCAGGCUUUGCUUUCAUCUUCGCUCUCGCAUUUCGCGACGCUGAUGGAAACAAGAUUUCCGAUGCGGCCCGUGAAAAGAAAAAGAACGGGCUUGUUCGAAUCAUCACGCGGCAUGGUGGACGAGUCGUCGAUGACGGAUUUGAUUCCCUUUUCAAUUGGGGCGACAUGUUCUUUCCUGAUGAUUCAAAAGCAGCGAAACGUAAGGUUCCACACUCGUCGACCUCGAGCGUCGCAGAGACGAAAGUCGAACGAUAUAUGCUCCUGGCAGACGGCGUGAACCGAAACCAGAAGUACAUGCUCGCGCUAGCUAUGGGCAUCCCAUGCGUAAAUACGCGAUGGAUCGAGGACGAGGCAAUGAAUUCGUGGAGAAUGCAUGUGCUUCCAGCCGGGACGUAUACCAAGUUGGGGUUGAUAUGCGCGCAAUGGAUUGAUGGAAAUUAUGUCGAUCAUCCACGGUCAUUGCGCGACAUGCAUGAGAAUCCUGGCACACUCUCUCGGCCAUUCAAGGACAAGUCCCUUCUCUUCAUUGAAGAGGACAAGUUUGCGACGACCUAUGUCUUUCCGACGCUUGCGUGUUUGAUGGGAGCAUCACGCGUCGAAAUCGUGCAUUCCCUCAAGUCUGCGUCACUCACACCUGCCGAGUACGGCAUCAUAGUGUAUGAAGAGGACGUGGCGGUUCCGGAGAGUUUAUCCAAGGGCUUGGCUAAGGCGGAUGCAGAGACGGUGGUGGGUACGAUGACUUGGGUGAGCGACUGUCUCAUCUCUGGCGAGUUGUUGGCUCUAUGA
This is a messenger RNA of Serendipita indica DSM 11827, 5322 nucleotides long. Lineage: Eukaryota; Fungi; Basidiomycota; Agaricomycetes; Sebacinales; Serendipitaceae. The record is from the annotation of a GenBank genome assembly.